Messenger RNA from Racocetra persica, 137 nucleotides. The record is from the annotation of a GenBank genome assembly. Lineage: Eukaryota; Fungi; Glomeromycota; Glomeromycetes; Diversisporales; Gigasporaceae.
UUGUGCCUCGCAUCCCUGCUAUUGUUCGUAAAUACUCUGCAGUGGCUACUCCAGAGGGUCUUUCCCCGUUUGCUGCAGAACGUUUGGCUGUUGAGGAACAUGCAAAGAGUUAUAUAUCAACUUUUCGUUUUAUGUAG